AGACAUGGCUGCCACUGUCCGAAACUUGCCCGCACUCUUCCGCGGACUUCAUUCGAAGGAAGUCUGCCAGAAGAUGUCGUUCUCCGUGAGCGCCGCCGCCAAGUCGGAAAUCCUUGUCGACACACACGGAUCGAAGAAGGUGGUUACAUUGAAUAGGCCUAAAGCGCUAAACGCGUUGAACCUCGAAAUGGUACGAGAGUUUUAUCCCAAACUUCAAGCCUGGAAUUCAUCUUCCGAUGUGGAUCUUGUCAUUUUGAAAGGAUCCGGUGAUAAGGCGUUCUGUGCUGGAGGAGAUGUUCUUGCCGUUGUGCGAUCUUUCAAAGAUUCGGAGAGUGGAAAAGAGUGCACAAUGCACAAGGAUUUCUUCCGCGAGGAGUACAUUUUAAAUCAUUUAAUUGGAACUUUGAAUAAGCAAUACGUUUGUCUGAUUGAUGGAAUUGUGAUGGGAGGAGGUUGUGGUCUUUCUGUAAAUGGACGUUUCCGAGUUGCCACUGAGAAAACAAUGCUAGCAAUGCCAGAAACCGCACUUGGACUCUUCCCAGACGUCGGUGGAUCCUAUUUCCUUUCAAGGCUCAAGGGAAACCUCGGAAUGUACUUGGCACUCACUGGAUAUCGUCUUCUAGGUGCUGACGCUUUCCAUGCUGGUCUUGCCACUCAUUUUGUGGAGUCUUCGGAACUUGCGAAAUUGGAAAAGGAACUUGUGAAUAUUAAGGAUGUGACAGAGAACUCUGUCGAUGAAGUCAUCAGAUCGUUCGAGCCAAAGAAGAUUCCAGAAUUCAGUCUGUCCAAGAAUUUGGCUCAAAUUAGAGAUUCCUUCAAAGCAAAAAGCGUCGAAGAAAUCCUCGCAAGCCUCGAAAAAGACGGAUCCGACUGGGCAAAGAAGCAAGCAGCCACUCUAGGAAAAAUGAGCCCAACUUCCCUGAAAGUAACUCACCGACAAAUCACCGAAGGAAGCAAGAUGAGCUAUGCAAAGAUCUUCACAAUGGAGUAUCGUCUCACUCAACGAUUCCUCGCCGAUAAGGAUUUCCAUGAAGGGUGCCGAGCCAUUCUCGUUGACAAGGAUCGCAAGCCAAAGUGGAAUCCAGCGACGUUGGCUGAUGUGAAGGAUUCUGUCGUCGAUAACUAUUUCUCGCCAUUGCCAAAUAAUUCUGAUUUAAAAUUGUAGAGGCCAGAAUUAGCGGAAAAUUGAAUUUUUAAUGGAAAGCUAAAAAAUCAGGGAAACCCAUAAUUUUUAUCGGAUUUCCUCGUUUUCCUAUCUUUUCACCCAAAAUGUUGAUUUUCCCCCAUAAUUUUUACCAUUUUAAUAGGAACCCCUUAUGUAUUUAUUUUUAGAAAAAUGUCUAGCUAUAAUUUAAUUUUUCCGGGUGUACAAAUAAUUUCCGUGCCUUUUUCAGCUAUUCGCCGUAUGAAUAUAAAGUUUUUUUUUGUUUUUGAAUUUUAUUUCCAGAUUUCUAUUGCAAACUGUUAUUUUCUGUUUUUGUACCUCUUUUUCA
Messenger RNA from Caenorhabditis elegans, 1493 nucleotides. It is a transcript of the gene hach-1, whose product is annotated as 3-hydroxyisobutyryl-CoA hydrolase, mitochondrial. The transcript is spliced from 5 exons. The record is from RefSeq and is marked reviewed. NCBI's taxonomy places the organism in Eukaryota, Metazoa, Nematoda, Chromadorea, Rhabditida, Rhabditidae. Bases 5 to 1165 code for a protein of 386 amino acids. Gene Ontology annotation, molecular function: 3-hydroxyisobutyryl-CoA hydrolase activity. Gene Ontology annotation, cellular component: mitochondrion. Gene Ontology annotation, biological process: L-valine catabolic process.